Messenger RNA from Phyllopteryx taeniolatus (common seadragon), 6151 nucleotides. RefSeq names its product TBC1 domain family, member 9 (with GRAM domain) (gene tbc1d9). The record is from RefSeq and is a predicted model, not a curated record. Gene Ontology annotation, molecular function: calcium ion binding. Lineage: Eukaryota; Metazoa; Chordata; Actinopteri; Syngnathiformes; Syngnathidae. The transcript is spliced from 22 exons. The coding region runs from base 518 to 4183 and encodes 1221 amino acids.
GGUUGGGAGGAGGAGGAGAAUGACAACAAGGAGGAUGGUGUCUGCCGGCUAGCGUCAUUGUUAUUCGGCUUGACUCUCGCUCUCUCACUCUCCCGAAGCACCACCACCUCUUUUUUGUUUUUAAAAAUUAUUAUUAUUUUUUUCGGUGGAGAGGAAAAUGCAUACGGAAUCGUGUGUCUGUGCCGUGUGACGAGCGACGUCGUGGUUACGCGCACCUGCCGCGGCGCUGGAGCACAGCAAAAGCGUUAUAAAAUGGCUGCGACCUCGAAGAAAUAGUAUUUUAGUCUUUUUAAAAAAAAUCUAUGCCGUAUAGAGGAGGACGUUCGUUGGUUUGUUGGACGUUCGCGCCCCGGCUGUGUUUAUUUUUAGCUAGGAGGUUGGCUCGUACACUUCGGUAACAGCCAUUCCCUUUGCUUUUAUUUCUUUAUUUAUUUUUAAAAAAAAAAAAUUAAUCAUUACUACUAAUAACGCUUAAUUAGCGGUCCAUGUGUCCUUAAAAACGACUCCGUCCAACAUCAUGUGGGUCAGUCCCGAAGAGGUGUUACUGGCGGGCGCCCUGUGGAUCACCGAGCGGGCCAAUCCCUAUUUCAUCCUCCAGAAGCGGAAGGGCCACGGCGGGGGUGGCGGAGGACUGGCAGAUCUUUUGGUGGGGACCUUGGACGUGGUCUUGGAUUCAAGCGCCCGGAUGGCUCCCUACAGGAUUCUCUACCAAACCCCGGACUCUCUAUCCUACUGGAUCAUCGCUCACGGAACGUCACGUAAAGAGAUCACAGAGCACUGGGAGUGGCUGGAGCACAACAUGCUGCAGACUCUCUCCAUAUUUGAGAAUGAAAACGACAUCACCACCUUUGUCAAAGGAAAAGUCCAGGGCAUCAUCGCCGAAUACAACAAGAACCAUGACGUCAAAGAGGACGAUGACACAGACAAGUUCAAGGAGGCCAGCUCCAAGUUCCGCAAGUUGUUCGGCAUGCCGGACGAGGAGAAACUGGUCAACUAUUACUCGUGCAGCUACUGGAAGGGCAAAGUGCCACGGCAAGGCUGGCUAUACCUCAGCAUCAACCACCUCUGCUUCUAUUCCUACCUACUGGGCAAAGAAGUCAAACUGGUGGUGCGCUGGGCGGACAUCACACAGCUGGAGAAGAGCGCCACCCUGCUGCUGCCUGACGGCAUAAAGGUGAGCACGCGCAGCCACGAGCACGUCUUCUCCGUCUUCCUCAACAUCAACGAGACCUUCAAACUGGCUGAGCAACUGGCCAACAUCGCCAUGCGGCAGCUGCUGGACAACAAGGGCUUCGAGGAGGACCGCUCGCUACCCAAGCUCAAGAAGAAGUCGCCCAAGAAGGUGUCGGCCCUCAAGAGGGACUUGGAUGCCAGAGCCAAGAGCGAACGUUACAGGGCGCUCUUCCGUCUGCCCAAAGAUGAAAAACUGGAUGGGCACACGGACUGCACCCUGUGGACUCCCUUCAGCAAAAUGCACAUCCUGGGUCAGAUGUUUGUCUCCACCAACUACAUCUGCUUCACCAGCAAGGAGGAGAUGCAGUGCAGCCUCAUCAUUCCCCUCCGUGAGGUGACCAUCGUGGAGAAGGCCGACAGCUCCAACAUGCUCCCCAGCCCCGUCUCGAUUAGCACCAAGAACCGAAUGACUUUCCUGUUUGCCAACCUGAAGGACCGGGACUUCCUGGUCCAGAGGAUCUCCGACUUCCUGCAGCAGACGCCCUCCAAAAGCUGCCAGGAGCGGGAACUCACGGGCAGCCUCAACAGUUUUGACGACGAAGUUUACGGAUCGCUGCUGUCCAGCAGCCCGCAUCACAGCGUGAGCUCAGAGGGAGAGCGCAUCUUCAAUCUGAACGACAGCAGCGUGCCCACCGCCUCGCAGGCCCUCAUGACCAUGUACCGACGCCGCUCGCCUGAGGAGUUCAAUCCCAAACUGGCUAAGGAGUUCCUGAAGGAGCAGGCCUGGAAGAACCACUUCACCGAGUUCGGCCAUGGUGUGUGCAUGUACCGCACCGAGAAGACCAAAGAACUGGUCCUCAAAGGCAUCCCCGAGGGCAUGAGAGGAGAUCUGUGGUUACUGUUCUCUGGGGCCAUCAACGAGAUGGCCACCCAUCCCGGCUAUUACGAAGACCUGGUGGAGCGCUCCAUGGGAAAAUACAACUUAGCCACAGAGGAAAUCGAGCGGGACCUCCACCGCUCCCUGCCGGAGCAUCCCGCCUUCCAGAAUGAGAUUGGCAUAGCCGCCCUCCGUCGGGUCCUCACCGCCUACGCCUUCAGGAACCCAAACAUCGGAUACUGUCAGGCUAUGAAUAUUGUGACAUCGGUGUUGCUCCUCUACGCUAAAGAGGAGGAGGCCUUCUGGCUACUGGUGGCACUCUGUGAAAGGAUGUUGCCGGACUACUAUAACACCAGGGUUGUAGGAGCUCUGGUGGAUCAAGGCGUGUUCGAGGAGCUGGCCCGCGAGUACGUGCCUGAGCUGUACGACUGCAUGCAGGACCUCGGCGUCAUAUCCACCAUCUCGCUGUCCUGGUUCCUCACACUCUUCCUGUCGGUCAUGCCGUUCGAGAGCGCCGUUGUGGUGGUGGACUGCUUCUUCUACGACGGCAUCAAGGUGAUCUUCCAGCUAGCGCUCGCCGUGCUGCACGCCAGCAUCCACCAGCUGCUCAGCUGCAAGGACGACGGCGAGGCCAUGACGGUGCUGGGCAGAUAUUUGGACAAUGUCACCAAUAAGGACAGCACCUUGCCACCCAUCCAACAUCUGCAUUCCUUGUUGACGGACAACGGAGAACCACAUCCCGAGGUGGACAUCUUCAAACUGGUCCGCAGCUCUUAUGAGAAAUUUGGCUCCAUCCGCGCAGACGUGAUCGAGCAGAUGCGUUUCAAACAGAGGCUGAGGGUCAUCCAGACCAUCGAAGACACAACCAAACGGAACGUGGUCAGAACUAUUGUGACAGAAACGGCCUUCACCAUCGACGAGCUGGAGGAACUCUUUGUCCUCUUUAAGGCGGAGCACCUGACCAGCUGCUACUGGGGAAGCAGCAGCAACCCGACGGAGCGCCACGACCCCAGCCUGCCCUACUUGGAGCAGUACCGCAUCGACGUGGAGCAGUUCAAGGGCCUCUUCAAGCUCCUCUUCCCCUGGGCCAACGGCGCCCACUCGGACCCUUUGGCCGUGCGCUUCUUUCGCCUGCUGGACCACAACGGCGACGCCUUCAUCAACUUCCGCAAGUUCAUCAAUGGCCUCGGCGUUCUGUGUCAUGGGGACCUGUCGGAAAAGUUGAAGCUCCUUUACAAGAUGCACGUUUUACCUGAGGUGACCAAUGAACAGGAAGAGCCCGACUCUGCCUUCGAGGCCACGCAGUACUUCUUUGAAGACAUCACCCCGGAAACUUCCAUGGGCCAGGAUGCGAAGAACCGAAGCGAGAAGGACGACGGCUUUGUCAGGGUUAUGUUUAAAACGGAAAAAGUCAAGAAGCUGAACGCUCACGACUAUCGCCACUACUUAAAGCUGUGGAACCAGGACAGCAAGUCCAAAGGGGAGAGCACCAAAGAUCUCCCGAAGCUCAAUCAGACUCAGUUCAUCGAGCUGUGCGAGACCCUGUACAGCAUGUUCAGCGAGGACCCCGCCGAGCAGCAGCUCUACCACGCCACCGCCACCGUCACCAGCCUGCUGCUGGAGAUGGGAGAGGUGGGCAAGCUAUUCUGCGCCGCUCGCCGGGACCACCAACGCGGGGGGGAUCACUCCUCCGAGGAGGAAGAGGAGGAGCGUUCGCCAGCCAUGCAGGACAUCAAGCUGGAGGACGCGUCUCCCAAAUCGGCCAUGCUCACCUCGGACGACGAGGCCAAGGACGACACAUCGGUGUCGUCGUACUCGGUGCUCAGCGCCGGCUCGCACGACCCGGAUGACAACAACAGGCUGCGCUGCGAAGACAUCGCCGACGACACGGUGUUGGUGAGGAGCGACGGGGAUGUGAAGAAGAAGAAGAACGCUGAACCCGGCUUGGACAUAGACUGGGCCAUCACCUUCGAGCAGUUCCUGGCGUCCGUGCUCAUCGAGCAGGCGCUGGUGCUGUACUUCGAGAAGCCCGCGGACAUGUCGGCUCGCAUCACCAACGCAAAGAAUGUACGCAAAGUCGGACGCAAAGCCCUGCUGUCCACCAGUGACUAUGAAAUCUCACUCUCCGGUUGAGACCGAGACUUCUUACCGCUUCUUAUUUAUAUUUGUACGCCGUCUCGUGUGGGUUUUAGAUGAAUAUUGACAGUAAUCCCCCACUAUUGGCGGCGGGAAGGAACCGAGCCCUGCUACCUAUUGCGAAAAUCUUUGAUUAAUGCCACCCGAUGUUGGCAAAGUACUACUUCUGUCUGAAUGAAGCUCCUUAACUCACUUUAACAAGAUGGUGGCAAAACACUAUUUUCUAAAAUUAAGCUCCUCAACUCACGUCAAGAUAGUUGCAUGGCACGAACAUUCUGCAAGAUGGUGGCAAAGCGUGACUUUUGCCUAAAAUGAAGCUUCUCAACUCACUUCAACAUAGUUGCUUGGUAUCUAAAUACCACAAGAUGGUAGCAAAGAACGACUUUUAAUAAAGCUCCUCAACACAUUUCCAAAUAGUUCCUUGGUGCCAAAAUGCCGCAAGAUGUUGUCAAAAUGAAGCUCCUUAACUCACUUCAACAUAGUUGUUCGGCACCAAAAUUCCCCAAGAUGGUGGGUGGCAAAACACUACUUUUUUUUCUAAAAUGAAGAUCCUCAACUCAAGUCAUCAUAGUUGCUUGGCACCAAAAUGCCACAAGAUGGUGGCAAAUCACUAAUUUAGUCUAAGUGACGCUCCCCUGAACAGUUACUUGGUACCAAGAUGCCACGAGAUGGCGUCAAAAGCCAGAAAUAUGUGGGGAGGUUCGCUGUAAUCGAUGCCAACCCCUGUAAAAGGUUCUAAUUGCCCGUAUUAAUAGUUUAAAGGGUAAAUAACGACAAACUAUUUUCCCAAAACACUUCAAGGGAAUUGCAGAAAAAGUGAACUUAUGAACAGCGAACUGCCAAUAUACGGGAGAUUACUGUCAUGUCAAAUAGUGCAAUGAAUGUGACCAAAAACUCACGAGUAGAGACAACAUACUGUAAUCACAUGUCGUCGCUGUACAGUAGAUAGUGCUAUCACUGUAAUCUAUUACAGUUUUUCCCAACCUUUACUGAGCCAAGACACAUUUUACGUUAGCAAAAUCUCACAGCACACAAAAAUGUCCCAAAAUGUAUACACUAUAUGUCUUUUCUCACAAAUUGACUUAUUCGGUGCGAAACGUGGGGCCUGUGUAGUUGAACACUUUGCUAUUAUUCAGUUGUAUGAAUGGCAACAGGUGGAUACACAGCUUAAUUGGAUCUUCCGCCAAUCUAGUGGAAAAACGAUUAAUUGUUCUGCCUGUCACUAUAAUUUGCUUAGAUAGCUAGAUAAACAAAGAUAUAUUAUUUGUUUUAAAUAAUGAUUUUCAGAACAAUGAAGUGAAAUUGGAUGAUUUUGGCACAAUGGUUUGGAAUCACUGCACCAUGAGACUGUCCAUGUUGAUGCAACUCAUCAUUUCUUAACUGUAGGAAAAAGAAAUCAGAAGAGAGACGGCAGGCACUGAGAGAACUAGAGCGCUGCAGCAAAAUGGAGACUAAGGCACAGCAGGAGCUAACAACAGCCGGUUCAUUUUUGACCAAGCUUAGACCAGCGGCUCGUAAACUAGAAACUAGCUGCUUUUGCCAGCGGAAAAACCUGGGAGGAGAGUCGAGUCGAGCCGAGCGGGUACCGUGCGGUUGACAAGUAGCGUACGCUUAUUCCACUUGCGCUGAUUAGGUCACCUUCCCAAAUAAUGGGAAUAAAUAAUCAAGUUAUUCCUUCCAAUGAUUCUGAUGAAGAGUUUUACACAGGAAGUGUUGAGCGGUGUACAGUAAGUAGAAAAUGUUUAGGUAGUGUAGGAUGACAAUGUCACUAAAGCGCUGUUGUAUGGACACGCUGUCACUUUAUGUGGGCUCUACAAGCACUCAUGUAUUUUAAAGUUUAUGUUCCUGAUGCCUUUUUUUUUUUCUUUUUUUUUUUACAAUUUUUGUACACAUUUGUUUUUGUUGCUUCAUUUGUUCGAUGCACUGAAUAGCACGACGCGAAAAUAAAAUGAAAUUAAGACAGUC